Messenger RNA from Colletotrichum higginsianum IMI 349063, 678 nucleotides. RefSeq lists its product as uncharacterized. The record is from RefSeq and is a predicted model, not a curated record. The transcript has 2 exons. Bases 1 to 678 code for a protein of 225 amino acids. Lineage: Eukaryota; Fungi; Ascomycota; Sordariomycetes; Glomerellales; Glomerellaceae.
AUGAACGGCAGUCAACAAGCCCAAGAACCGGCAGCGCAACAGCCUCUACAGCCGCCAGCUGUGGAUGCCGAUGCGGGUGCCGGUGCCGGUGUUGGUGCGAACGGUAACUCGAUGACGGCCAAGAAGCGCAAGAAGGACGGUCUGAAGCCCAUCAUCACCACCGAGACACCUCCACCAGUUUUGGCUUGCAAAGUCCAGCAGCAGCAAGUCCAGUCCGAGUCCAGCCCAGUAAGCAGACACAGUGAGAGACCAGUCAGUGCCCAGCACCGCGCCACGCAGCUUGUCUCAGCAGAGAGAUGCGACCGCGCUCGAAGGGACUACGUCAUGGCCGCCGCGAAGGAGAAUAGGAGAAACCCCGCCAAGACGAUUUGUCUAUUCGACAACGACAAGACGGAAAAGAUGAACAGACAAGAUGGCUGGGGACGAUGCUGCGGGAUCGAUACCCGAUGGGCCUCAGUCGCUUGGAUGGGGUGCACCACGGCCGUUACACAGGGAAGCCAUUGGCCAGAGAUGGGCAUUUUUCUGGCUUGCAAAACAUGGGCCAGGAGGACCAGGGCCGCUCGCACUCCCACCCAAUUUACGGGUCACCCGCUGUCGCCGUUGCCAGCAACAUCCACCACUGGCACCGCCGAGACUGCAGCUUCGCAUUUGCUGGGCCCGCAAUGCGCAGCACGUUGA